UGUGACUCUGAGUUUAACGACACUGACGAACCAAUCCGAAAAGACGCCGUAAAGAAGCGUUUCCGGGUUCAAAGCGGAAGCAGCCUCUGCCAUCUUUGAUGUGGGCGAACAGCUGACCGUGUGUGUACGGGGACAAGGGUCCGCCCGCCGGUGUAACCAGCUGUAUCCUACAGGUCCUCCCGCCGGCGACAUGGUGCUCCGGAGGCUUCUGUUCUCUCUCCUCAACAACCCGCAGCUGAUCGAGAAACUCUCCGAGUCCCGGCCCAUCCGCAGAGCCGCGCAGAUCACCGCCUUCGCCAUCACCAAGGCGCAACUGACCGGCAAGGACGCUGCACAGCGCAUGCUCCGCUCGGACACGGUUCAGCAGCUGAAGCGCGAGUUGUCCGGUGGUUCCCGGGAUCUGGGGGAGGUGGGACGAAAGGUGGGGAGGAUCAAAGAAACGUUUAUGAAAGAGCUUAAGACCGGCAUGGAGGAGGUGAUGGGGCAGAUGAAGAAGCCGAACGGCAAGUGACGGGAUGUCAACAAGUCAUGUGACUGGGACACUACAACACUGGUCGGCCAUACACCGCCAUGCACUUUGACUCUGGUGCCCUCUAGUGACAGUAAGGCUAAUUACAGCCCGCAGAUGUGAUGAGUGGUGGGCGGGAGAAGCGUCUUGUAUGUCCAGAAUACCAGGAGGAAAUAAAGGCUUUUGGUGAUUUAUAUAUGAUGGCUGCUGUUCACUACUCAGGAUAUUAUCACAGGAUAUGUGCACGACAUCAGCAGGGCCAGGACAAGAGAUUGUGAAAAAGAAUUUCUGAAAAAAAAAUGCAAUACAACUCUGAACUUUCCCUGUUGGCUUCCUUCACACACAAAUUUUGUUUGUCAUCUUUUUGGUCAGAAAAAAAUUAGGGAAAAAAAAACCACCAAAGCUAGAGCAUACUGGGAAUGUUAUAAACUGAGCCAGAAAGUCCACUAUAAGUUGGAAAAAAAAACACCAAGUGUGUCUGGCGUUUCAUAUUUCCCUAUUAAAUUGUUAGAAAAUAACAUGUAUAUUUGUAAUAUAUAUGGGUUAAAAAUGUGUAUAUUUUUGUCCCUGCAGCUAUUGCAUGUGUGUCUCUGUGAGGGCGAACAAGCGGGGCCCUGCGC
This is a messenger RNA of Hyla sarda, 1128 nucleotides long. It is a transcript of the gene NCBP2AS2, whose product is annotated as NCBP2 antisense 2 (head to head). The transcript has 2 exons. NCBI's taxonomy places the organism in Eukaryota, Metazoa, Chordata, Amphibia, Anura, Hylidae. The coding region runs from base 191 to 511 and encodes 106 amino acids. The record is from RefSeq and is a predicted model, not a curated record.